ACCUCCCUUAAUCGAGAAGGUGCUCCUUGCCUGUAGGUGCCAUAGGAAGAGGGAGAAAUGGGACUGCUUCCGAGAAGAGAGCCGCCUGGCAAUGUAUGGUCCCUGGUGAUCCGAGCUGAGGAGAAACCUUGACCUUGAAGAUGGUGAGUAGCCAGCCAAAGUACGAUCUAAUACGGGAGGUAGGCCGCGGUAGUUACGGUGUUGUAUAUGAAGCAGUCAUCAGAAAGACUUCUGCAAGAGUAGCAGUGAAGAAAAUUCGAUGCCACGCUCCUGAAAACGUUGAACUGGCCCUUCGUGAAUUCUGGGCACUAAGCAGUAUCAAGAGCCAACAUCCAAAUGUGAUUCACUUGGAGGAAUGCAUCCUACAAAAAGAUGGACUGGUGCAAAAGAUGUCCCACGGCUCUAACUCUUCCCUUUACUUACAGCUUGUGGAGACUUCAUUAAAAGGAGAAAUUGCCUUUGAUCCCAGAAGCGCCUAUUAUUUGUGGUUUGUAAUGGAUUUUUGUGAUGGAGGAGAUAUGAAUGAGUAUCUGUUAUCCAGGAAACCCAAUCGUAAAACCAACACCAGCUUCAUGCUUCAGCUCAGCAGUGCCCUGGCUUUCUUGCAUAAAAACCAGAUCAUCCACCGAGAUCUGAAGCCUGACAACAUCCUGAUUUCACAGAGCAGGCUGGACACCAGUGACUUGGAACCCACACUGAAAGUGGCCGAUUUUGGCCUAAGUAAAGUUUGUUCAGCAUCUGGGCAGAACCCAGAAGAACCUGUCAGCGUAAACAAGUGUUUCCUUUCUACAGCAUGUGGAACGGAUUUCUACAUGGCUCCUGAAGUAUGGGAAGGACACUAUACAGCCAAAGCUGACAUCUUUGCUCUGGGGAUUAUCAUUUGGGCAAUGCUGGAAAGGAUCACAUUCAUAGACACAGAAACAAAGAAGGAGCUCUUAGGGAGUUAUGUAAAACAAGGAACUGAAAUUGUGCCUGUUGGGGAGGCACUUCUUGAAAAUCCCAAAAUGGAACUUCUCAUUCCUGUGAAGAAAAAAUCUAUGAAUGGGCGAAUGAAACAACUGAUUAAAGAAAUGUUGGCUGCAAACCCUCAGGAUCGUCCAGAUGCUUUUGAACUAGAACUCAGAUUAGUACAAAUUGCAUUUAAAGACAGCAGCUGGGAAACGUGACAUGAUUUGCAAGUAUCUUGGGUGAUAGGCUGCUUCUGAUUCACAGUGAUGCAACAUUAUAUGGCCAGAAAAGAAAACAAAAAGCUAAACUCCACCUUCUUUUAAGGGUUUAGAGUUUAUUGUGGGGUAGUUUUUGGUUUUGUUUUCAUUUUUCUUAAUCUAAGCAGGCCAUUUUAUUAUUAUGUUUUGAAUGUCUAUUACCAAUGUGAGUACAAAUUUUUUUAAUGAUCAUUGGUAGAGGUUUGGCAGGAAAAUUCUCUUAAGAGCCAAGAAGAGAAGAGAGUCCAGUUUUCUGAGAAUAUGUCUUUAAGUAUUUUAGACAUUCCUUGUCAGUAUUAGGCAUUUCCAUGGAAGAAGAGGUUUGCAUGCUGGUAAUGCAACCUUUGAAGCUUUGUAAAGGAAACAUAUAUGUAUAUAUUUAUGUAUAUGUAAGUAUGUGAAUGUGUGCAUUUUGCAUUCCAUAUGAAGAAAAUGCCACAUCUGUUUAAAUUAUUUGAUAGAGGUUUGGGUUUUUAAGAUUUGCUGGUGAAAUCAGUGAUGAAAAAUAAACAAACCUUCCUUCAUCUUCCUUCCCUGUCCCUUCCUCUAAUGAAAACAUA
Jaculus jaculus (lesser Egyptian jerboa) is the source of this 1765-nucleotide messenger RNA. RefSeq names its product PDLIM1 interacting kinase 1 like (gene Pdik1l). The record is from RefSeq and is a predicted model, not a curated record. Gene Ontology annotation, biological process: protein phosphorylation. NCBI's taxonomy places the organism in Eukaryota, Metazoa, Chordata, Mammalia, Rodentia, Dipodidae. The transcript is spliced from 3 exons. The coding region runs from base 141 to 1166 and encodes 341 amino acids. Gene Ontology annotation, molecular function: protein kinase activity; ATP binding.